AAGGGACCCAAGCCGAUAAGGUAUCCUAAGCUUGCGAGGGUUGCAUGAUAAUACCCAAUUUUCGAAUGACCGUUGAAGUUGAGAUGUUCGACUGAUAUCUUGAUGCAAAGUUGAGAAAUGAUUUCUUCAUUUUCCUUAUCUUCUGUUCAUAUUCCUCCAUUACCGAAACCAAAUCAAAUUCAAAGAAAAAACUUGAAAUCAUCUUCUUCACCAACAGAAACACUAACUCCAACACCAAAAGAUCUUCUUGACAAUUUCAAUACUGUCUUUGAACUCAAACAACUUCAUUCCUACAUAAUCAAAACCAACAAAGACUAUUCUAUUUUACCUGUAACUCGAAUCGCAUCUAUAUGUGCUCUCUCACCGAGUUUUGAUUAUGCCCGUACAAUAUUCGAGCGCGUCGAAAAGAAUGAAACUUUUAUAUGGAAUUCUUGUUUGAAGACUUAUGCUGAAAGUGAGUCUCCAAUUGACGCAAUUCAUUUCUUUUAUCGGUUAAGGCAAUCUAAUCUUUGCCCAGACACAUUUACUUGUUCUUUUGUUCUCAAGGCUUGUUCGAUCUUAUUAGAUCUUCAUAAUGGAAGAAUUGUUCAUGGGUUGGUUUUGAAACUUGGUUAUCAAUCAGAUUUGUUCCUUCAAAAUACGAUUGUUCAUAUGUAUGCAAAGGGUGGUGCAAUUAAUGAUGCUAGGAAGUUGUUUGAGAAAAUGCCUAGACGAGAUAGUGUAACUUGGAAUAUCUUGAUAACUCAAUUGACGAAGUUGAAUGAGAUAGAUAAGGCACAAGAGCUGUUUGAUCAGAUGCCUGAUAAAAGUGUUAGGUCCUGGACGGCCAUGAUUGCUGGUUAUGUACAGUGUGGCAAACCCAAGGAAGCUGUUGAGCUUUUUAAACAGAUGGAAGAAGCUGGGGAAAGUCCUAAUGAGGUGACCGUCGUCGCUGUGCUUGCUGCUUGUGCAGAUUUGGGCACGUUGGAUCUUGGUCGCCGUAUUCAUGAAUACUUGGAUAAAUGUGGAUAUAGGAAGAAUGUGCGCGUGUGCAAUACAUUAAUCGAUAUGUACAUAAAAUGUGGUUGUUUAGAGAUUGCCAGGAGUGUUUUCGAUGAGAUGGAAGAACGGACAAUUGUAUCUUGGUCUGCCAUGAUAGGUGGCCUUGCAAUGCAUGGGGAAGGAGAAGAAGCUUUAAAGCUUUUCUCAAAGAUGACUAGGAUAGGCAUUCGGCCUAAUGCUGUCACCUUUGUCGGUCUUUUACACGCUUGUAGUCACAUGGGAUUGAUAGCAGAGGGUCGUGAAUUCUUCACCAGCAUGACUAGGGAUUACGGAAUAACCCCAGAACUUGAGCACUAUGGGUGCAUGGUUGAUCUCUUAAGUCGCUCAGGGUUACUUUCAGAAGCACACGAGUUUAUCAAGAACAUGCCAAUAAAGGCUAAUGGAGUUGUUUGGGGCGCUCUACUUGGUGGAUGCAGAGUACACAAGAAUAUCAAAUUAGCAGAAGAAGCAAUCAAACAUCUCCAAGUUUUAGACCCACUUAAUGAUGGAUACUACGUGGUUCUUUCAAACAUCUAUGCAGAGAAAGGGAGAUGGGAAGAGACAGCUAGAGUAAGGAGGUUAAUGAAAGAUCGCGGAGUGAAGAAAACGCCUGGAUGGAGUACAGUGACGGUUAACGGUGAAGUUCACGAGUUUGUGGCUGGGGAUGGAAAUCACCCUCAAGCUGAGGAGAUAUAUCAGAAAUGGGAUGAAUUACUCACACAAAUGAAGCCAAGAGGAUACAUUCCAAAUACUAAAGUUGUAUUGCUAGACAUGGAUGGAGAAGAGAACAAAGUGCAAGUUUUGUAUCGUCAUAGCGAGAAACUAGCGACAAUGUUUGGACUUAUGAAAACACCUCCCGGAACGACUAUAAGAAUCAUGAAAAACCUCCGCGUUUGCGAAGACUGUCAUUCAGCUUUAAAAUUAAUAUCAGAUAUUGUUGAUCGAGAGAUAGUAGUGCGCGAUAGAAACAGAUUCCAUUGUUUUAAAAAUGGGUUGUGUUCUUGCCGAGACUACUGGUAGGGAAGUUUUUGAACCCAAUUCCAUAUUGCUGUAAAUGUGAAAUAU
Molecule: messenger RNA, 2085 nt
Organism: Papaver somniferum (opium poppy)
Lineage: Eukaryota; Viridiplantae; Streptophyta; Magnoliopsida; Ranunculales; Papaveraceae
Product: pentatricopeptide repeat-containing protein At5g66520-like
Exons: 1
Coding region: 118-2040 (640 amino acids)
Biological process (GO): RNA modification
Molecular function (GO): protein binding; RNA binding; zinc ion binding
Source: RefSeq, a predicted model, not a curated record